UUCUGUUACCCAUGAUUAUUUCGCGAUUUAAUUGCAAAAAAAAAUCACUUUGCCAUAUACAUCCUUCGCUGGAAUGUCGAACUCAAUUGAACAAACCCUAGGAAAUCAAGAACACCCACCGUCCUCCAAUCCAAACUCUAAUACUACCAAAAAUCACCAGACGCAAGUGCAACACCACCAUGACCAACCACAGGAAUGGGAGACCAUGGCUCGUGCUUGGCUUAGCGCGUUUCCCGAGGGUAAAGCCGUCAAUGUGAAUCAAGUCGAAGCUUGGAUCGACUCCAACUAUUCCUCCUUACCAGCCGACCUCCUCUCCAUGCCUCGCUCGGACCUGAUCGAUCGCCUCCUCUCUAUUCAAAACUACAUGAAACUCCCCGUGCAGGAAAAAGAUGGGAAUCAGGUUGAUCCACCGGCGAGAUUUCAACGAACCGAUCAAUGGAUACCAGUGUAUUCGUGGUUAGAGUCUUUGGAUCAAGAUGAAGUUGUGAAAUCAAAAGACAUUUCUGAUUGGUUGAAUGAUAAUCCAGUGGUUAAAGAUCAGUUAUGUUCUAGACAUUCAAGAUACCACUUGAUGCACUACAUCAAAAAGUGUCAUUUAAAGAUACUAAAGAGGAGGGAAAAGAAGGGCUUGCAGCAGUUUACCAAAGAAACUUCUCUCCCCAACCAAGAAACUUCUCUUGUGGUUCAUAAGAGUAAAGUGCCGAAACAACCAAUGCCCCUUCCAAGCAAUCCUUUGAGCAACAUACCCAUUGAUAGUGACCUUUACGUAUCAAAACGAAGUGAAGCCCUGCGGAAAUAUGAGAUUUUGGUGGAAUUGGAAAAGAUGCUUGCCCCAGUCUUCUCAAAGCGUCAAGAUGUAAUAAUGAAGUAGGCUUGAACAUUAAAUCAUGGUUCUAAUGUUAUAUUGUAUCAUUUUGUAAAUUGACGGGCCAGUCUCUUGAUAGAUAGAGCAUAAACACUGGCCGCUUCUAGUUGCAGUUAUGCCUUCCAGGGAACUGUUUAAUACUUUGCAGAACACGGAACAAAUCAUUUACAUGUCUUACUAACCCAACUUGGAGCAAUGCAGAGAAAAUGCAAAGAUAAUAUGGUAA
Messenger RNA from Mangifera indica (mango), 1091 nucleotides. RefSeq lists its product as uncharacterized. The coding region runs from base 74 to 871 and encodes 265 amino acids. The transcript is spliced from 5 exons. The record is from RefSeq and is a predicted model, not a curated record. NCBI's taxonomy places the organism in Eukaryota, Viridiplantae, Streptophyta, Magnoliopsida, Sapindales, Anacardiaceae.